AUGCAUCAGCUGGCAGGGAAUACGUUAUACUCAGUAAUGGAGCAGAACAACAACAACGUAGAAGAUUUCUCCUUGAAUGUCUUUUCUGUCACUCCUUAUCAGCCAAACAGAUCCGAUGUCCUAGUGUCAGAUGGGGAUAAAGCCGGUGCUACGUUGCUCUUUUCAGGUGUGUUUUUGGGACUGGUGGGGAUCACUUUCACCGUGAUGGGAUGGAUAAAAUACGACGGCAUUACUCACCUCGAGUGGACUCAGUUACUAGGGCCUAUUCUGCUGUCUGUUGGCGUGACUUUCAUUCUGAUUGCCAUUUGUAAAUUUAACAUGCUUACAUGCAAGCCCUGUAAAGAAAGAGAGGAAAACAUGUCAGACCUCGACCAAACUGGAAGUGGACAGUCCUUUGUCUUCACCGGCAUUAACCAGCCUAUAACUUUUCAUGGUGCCACAGUGGUACAGUAUAUCCCUCCACCGUACCGAGCCCAGGAAGGCAUUGCUGUGAGUUCUGGCUACCUUCACCCAGUGCUCAACUGCUGCAGUGCUGUUUCCUCCAGCACCUCACCGAUUCCCACACCGGGAUCUUCUCACUUCUGCCCUGCCUACCAUCUGGAUAACCCAGCUUUUACUGGAGAUGAGAACUACGCUACUUUUCCUGCAGAGAAUACCAGGAAUCAGAGGUCAGAGGACAGUUCUGAUGAGCCAGAAGAACUGCUGGAAGACUACACCUGUGAUGACUUGUCACCUCCCCGUUAUGAGGAAAUAUACCCACUGUCUUCAUAA
Messenger RNA from Tauraco erythrolophus (red-crested turaco), 771 nucleotides. RefSeq names its product transmembrane protein 174 (gene TMEM174). Lineage: Eukaryota; Metazoa; Chordata; Aves; Musophagiformes; Musophagidae. The record is from RefSeq and is a predicted model, not a curated record.